Egretta garzetta (little egret) is the source of this 3560-nucleotide messenger RNA. RefSeq names its product E3 ubiquitin-protein ligase rnf213-alpha-like. Lineage: Eukaryota; Metazoa; Chordata; Aves; Pelecaniformes; Ardeidae. The record is from RefSeq and is a predicted model, not a curated record. Gene Ontology annotation, molecular function: ATP hydrolysis activity; ubiquitin-protein transferase activity. Bases 84 to 3434 code for a protein of 1116 amino acids. The transcript has 26 exons.
ACUUUUUAUUUUACCCGCAGAUUCUAUCAAAAGUUGUCUUAGCCAGCGCAGAACGUCUCUGCUUCUCUGUGGGCAGAGGGGAGAUGGCCUUCUCCCCAGUUUGGCUCCACAUGGAAUAUUUCUACCUCCGGGACGACUACCAGCUCUUCGUUGACAUAGCAAACAGCAACGUCGCCGUCAUAAGCGAGCUGCAGGCAACGUACGAGACGCCCCCCCCCAAAAUGUUUGUCACUCUCGACGCCUUGAAGAUUCUCCUGGAGAAAGUGCAGCCCUUGGAAGACGCCCUUCUGCCCUUUGAUGCCUGCAUCGCGUGGCUCAAAAGCGUCAAGUCCAUCAAGCCCUGGGUGGAGUGGAUCAGCCUGGACAACUACCAGCUUCAGUUCUACGAGGAGAAGAGGAAACUCCUGGAGAGCGUGUUACACCGCUGGACCUGCACCAACAUUGUCUACAUGCUGAUCGACCACCUCCUGCACAAUGAGACGCAAAUCGACGAGAAGCUCCUCAGGCUUGUGGUGAAGCAGUUCAUCUUCCUCUGGAACCGCCUCUACACCAUGCCGGGAUCUGAGCCGGAAAAGACUUUUGAUUUGGUGACAAAAGUGCUGAAGAAAUGCAACGAGAACGCCGACGUUGUGUACCUGGUGAAGGGGGUGAAGGAAUGCAAGAGCUGCCUGCAGGAGAUCACUGACCCGGCAGAACUGCCCUGCAGCCACAUCUUCUGCACACAGUGCAUCCAGGAGUGGGAGAACAAGCGGUGUAAGAUCUGCAAGGAGGAGUUCCCAGAGGAUUACACACCCACGGCUUCGGAGGCCACGAGGGAAGCUGUUGCCUGUCACAACAAGUUCCGGAGGAAAUGCAAUUCCUUCUUCAUGGAGUUCAUCACCAUGUACUUUUUGGGCGACAGAGAGCCACCCUCCGCCAAAAUCAUUCAGCGGCUGAUCCAGUUUGUGGCUUGCAAACCCAACCCCGAGCAUCAGGCGGGGAAAAGGGUGUACAAGCCCAAAAGCGAGUUGUCGCCCUUCGAAGAGUGCAUGGACACCAGUCCUACCAUCCAGUCCUCCCUCCUGAAGCUGCUGCUGCGAUGCGGGUUCAACAACGUCAAGGUCCACUUGGAAGAAUACCUGUCCCAGAUGGAGGAAAAGCUAAUAUCCCACCACAGUAGCAUGGACGACUUCUACUUCAUGGUGGUGCACUGUCUGGAGGACUUCAUGUAUUCUUCUUCGGAAGAAGACGUCAGCCAGCUGGCUGAGAGCUGCCUCUCCACCGCAGACCUGGCUGCUUUCUGCAAGCCUGAUGUCUCAAGAAUUAACAGCCUCCAAUUCAUCGCCCAGCUCCGGCUCUCCAUCAGCCACGUGGCCACCGUGCUUGGCAGACAGAUGCUUUCCGCUGCAGAUCCCAACGCGCCCGCCGCCGAGGGGGAUGAGAAAGAGCAAGAGGUGGUGAAUGCGAUGAAGCAGCUGGUUGCAAAGGCUCCGACGCCGUGGCCUCAGGUGUUCCUCAUCAGAAAUCUCUGCGACAUCUAUGGGCUCACCUCCAUGUGGAAGAUCCUCCAGGUGGAGAAGUGGAUGUUACCCCAAGGGGUAGAGAUGUCGCAGGACAGAAGCACCUGGUCGAACACAACGCUGGUGUUUUCAGUGAUGGACAAAACCCAAAACCAGAUAAAAAGCCAACCAGAAAACCAGAGCCUGACUGCUGUCAUGAGGCAAAUGGAGAACAUCCUCCAGUUGCCAUCCACCCCAGACGAGCUGCUGGAAGACAAACAGAGGAAGAUCAUGGAUGCUUUGAGCGACAGCGAAGAGCCAGGAUUGCUGGAGGUGGUCUUCCACACUGCGCUCACUCUGGCCUUGUUCCCAAGCCGCAUCACUCACCUCCUCAGGAACAUCUGCUUUAGGCCUGACGUGGUGAAGGGGUCCUACCUUCCCACCAUGCCUGGAGACCUGCUUUUUGAUGAGACAAACUGGAAAAUUGGGCCGACAGAAAAGAUUUGGGCUUGUCAGUGUGGAUUGUGCUGGAUUGUCACCGGGUGUGGGUUCCCCACGGAAGUGAAGAAAUGCAGCUGCGGUGCCACCGUCGGGGGAAGGAGCCACAACCCUGAGACGGGCUUCGUGCAGAAGGACGUCACCGAGGAUAAGACGGAGCGAGGGUACCUCCUGGAGAGCCCCGGCUCACGGACAAACGAGCUGGAGAGGUGCCUGUCCCCUGCCUGCGUCAGUCUGGUGAGAGCGCUGCUCCACUCAUCCCUUCUGCUCGGGGUGGGCACGGACACGCAGGCAGUUCUAGACCUGAUGAAACACAAACCAGGGGAUGUGGAAAAAUUCUUCUGGGGCCACCUUGAGAAGGACAUCACAUACCUGGGAGAAGCACUCAGCAGGAACAUGGACGAUGCCAUGUUGACGGUCCAUCUGUUCCUACAGCACCUGAGCACCAACAGCCCCGACGAGAGUGAACAGCUGAGCAUCCUGAUGGAGAAAAAGGACCGAGAAGAAUGGGAAAUGUCCUUCAAAGCCCUGGCUCAGCCCUUCUUCGAGGAGUUGGAGAACAGGCUGAAUUCUGUCAAAGAGAAGAGCAUGAAUGAAGGCCCCCACAGCUCCAGCCUUCUCCUGAAAAUAGCUUAUGGCCAGACGCCGCCAUUCCAAGACCUGCCGAAGCAGGGGUUGAUCAACCAGCCCUGCAUGUGGAAAUUUGAGCGGAAGAUGACCAUCCAGACCUUAAUGCACCUCCUACAGCAGGAGGAUGGAGAAGGCGCUGGAAACCCGUACCCCAUUCUGCUGGAGCUCCUGUCGAAGCUUGACAACAUCCGCCAUGUCCGACACCUGCCUGACAUCUUCCGGCUGCAGAACGCCCUCAUCCACUUCUUCCAAAACAGCGAUAAAGGAGUAAACUACACAGUCCGACAAUUCCUGGACCAGCCUGAACUUUCAGACGACCAGCGCUUGGCUUUCAGCAGAGCUAUAGAGGACGAUCCGGAAGGUUUGGAGCAAUAUUACAAGGAACCCAUCCAGCUCAGGUCCAUCUCCGCAGAAGAGGUGAAGCCCUCCUCCGUCCUGGCCAUAACCGAGAGCGAUCUGGUGACGAUGGCGCUCGCCAACUUCCAGUACGAGAUAGACGAAGACCGCAGAAAGACCUACUUCGACUUCCAGAUGCUGCAGCGGCAAGUGGUUCAUCGCUUCAUCAGUGGGAAGCCCAUCAUCAAGGCUCAGACAGCUCCAUCCAUUUCCCUCACCAACGAGAGGACCCUCCAGGCCACCAAGAUGAAAGUCAGGGACCAGCUGCCCCAGGAGCCGCUCAGCGUCAACCAGCAGAAGCGCAUCAUGCAAGAGGCCCGCUCGGUCAAUGCCCUCUCCAAGACCCUGGCCACCUUAAAGGUGGCUGCUGAGUUCCUGGCCAGGGCGGUGACCCAGAGCGCCCGCUGCCCGAGUACGUCCGGCAGGAGCUGAGGAUGGACGCUGGCGCCAAGCAGUUCCAGGACGUGCCGGUGGUCCCCAACACCCGCCUGAAGCACAUCCUGUCGCUGUGGCAGGUCCUGGCAGCUCACAGGUCCAUGCUGUUGGUACAGAUGAACC